CUUUGCAAAGAUCUUCCGUAGAGGGGUUCUAUCUAGCAGGUGACCACACAAAGCAAAAGUGUUUGGCCCCAAUGGAAGGUGCUGUUCUUUCAUGGAAGCAUUGUGCACAGUCCAUUGUACAGGAUUACAAAUUGCUUGUUUCUUCGUGGGGAACGGAAGUUGGCAGCGUAUUAGAGGAGGAGGUGAGCCGUAUUGCUAAUGUUCAUGGUGAAGUUGAAAAGCUCGCCAGUAGUUUUCGAGCUGUCAAAGCUGUUCUUGAGGAUGCGGAGCGACAGCAAAUGGGGAAGGGAAAGGCCAGUGUUCGAGAUUGGUUGUACAAGCUCAAGGAAGUCUCAUAUGACAUUGAAAAUGUGCUGGAUGAGUGGAGCACAACAAUUUUCACGUCAAAUCUAGAGAAGAAGAAAGUAUUUUCCUUCAUCCCCUCUCCUUCCUUCUGUUUCAACAGAGGGACAUUGCUUUACAAAACUGCACACAAGAUAUUGGAGUUGAAAGGGAGGUUAGAUGUUAUUGCAAAUGAGAGAGAAAAGUAUGGUCUUAAGGAAUUAAGUGUUGAAAACCCAAUUAGACGAGAGCAAACUACUUCUCUCGUAAAUUUAGCAGAAGUGUGUGGUAGAGUUAUGGAUAAGGAGAGGAUUGUAGAUAUUUUGUUGAAUGAGGGUAGAAUUGAGGUGAUCUCUAUGGUAGGUGUUGGGGGGAUUGGUAAAACUACUCUUGCCAAAGUAGCCUUCAAUAAUGAGAAAGUAGAAUCUCAUUUUGAGAAGAGGAUAUGGGUGUGUGUCUCUGAUCCUUUUGAUGUGAUGAGGAUUGCCAAAGCAAUUCUUACAUCUCUUGGUGAGAAUGCUUGGCAAAAUUUGGUUGAAUUGGAGGAUGUAAUAAAACUCCUUAGAGACUCAGUCAAGGAUAAGAAAUUCCUACUUGUCCUAGAUGAUGUGUGGACUGAACACUAUGAAAGGUGGGGUCAAUUGAGAGACUCGUUGAGUUCUGGCUCACUGGGAAGCAAAAUCUUAGUGACCACACGUAAGGAGACUGUAGCAAGAACAAUGGGUUGCACUACCUUGUUCCCAAUGGAGCAGUUGUCUGAAGAAGAAAGUUGGUCAUUGUUUUGUCAAAUAGCAUUUUUGGGGAGAUCCAAUGAAGAUCAUGAAAAUUUGAGAGAAAUUGGUAGGAAAAUAGCAGGAAAGUGCAAGGGCUUACCACUUGCUCUAAAGACAAUGGGUGGUCUUAUGCUCUUGAAAAAAACCAUAAAAGAAUGGCAGAGUGUCUUAGACAGUGAAAUAUGGGAACUUGAAGUGGCUGAGGAAGGUCUUUUUCGCCCCUUAAUGUUUAGCUAUUUUGAUUUACCAUCACACUUGAGGCAAUGUUUCUCGUAUUGUGCAGUCUUUCCAAAAGAUUAUGUGAUAGAAAAAAGUAAGUUGAUUGAGUUAUGGAUGGCACUAGGUUUCCUUAAGGGGACCAGACAUCGAGAUAUGGAGGUUGUAGGGGAAGACUACUUCAAUGACUUGUCAAUGCGUUCUUUUUUUCAAGAUUUUGUAAAGGAUGAAAAUGGUGACAUUAUCAGGUGCAAAAUGCAUGACAUAGUACAUGAUUUUGCUCAGUUUUUGACAAGAGGUGAGUGUUUGACAGUGGAAGCGGGAAGCAGUAGUAGCAUUGAAGGUUUUAAUGAGAGUGCUCGUCAUGUGAUGUUGAUGAUUCAAUAUGAUAGUGCUGAAUGUCCUUCUUGUAUUUAUGAAGCUGAAAACUUGCACACUUUGCUAGUUGAUUCUGAUUCUGAUGAAUUCGGUGAGUAUGAUGUAGAUUUACUGAAGUUGUUUGAUAAGCUGAAAUUCCUGAGAAUGUUGAAGUGUCAAUCUGAUAGCAUUGAUAAAUGUCCAAAACAGAUAGGGAAUUUGAUACAUUUAAGGUCUCUUGACUUGUCAAAUAAUAGGUGGCUAGAGGAAUUGCCUGAUGCAGUUUGUGAUUUAUACAAUUUGCUUAUACUAGACAUUAGCGGAUGUAGGAAGCUUAGAAGUUUGCCUUGUAGAAUGGGAAAUCUAAUAAAUUUGUGGCAUCUUCGGAAUGAAUUUACAGAUUGUGUGGAAUUCUUGCCUAAGGGAAUGGAGAAAUUGACUUGUUUGCGAACAUUAAGUGAGUUCGUGGUGGACAGUGGUGGUAAAGGAGCUGCUCUUAGUGAAUUGGGAAACUUGAUUCACCUUCGAGGGGAUCUUGAGAUAAGAGGAUUGACAAAUGUCAGAGAUGAGAGAGAGGCUGAGAAGGCACAGUUACGAAAUAAGAAGGGGCUCACUGCUUUGGUUCUGACUAUUGGUUCUACUCGGUUUGAUAAGAGCCAAGUUUCUGAAGCAUCUGUUCUUGUUCUUGAAGCCUUAGAGCCGCCUUUAGGCUUGGAAUGGUUAGACAUAUGUAACUACAAUUGCCCAACCCCAUCCUUAGGGGUUUGGCCCAGUUGGAUAGUGUCUCUAACCAAGCUGAAGUUGUUUGGGCUCUAUAAUUGUGUCAACGUUGAACAGUUGCCUCCUUUAUGGAAAUUGCCAUCACUGGAAAUGCUCUCUCUGCGGAUAAUUAGAGGAGUGAAAAAGGUGGGAGUUGGAUUCUUGGGAAUAGAAACGUCAUCUUUGUCUCCAUCUUCUUCUUCAUUAGCUGUUGUUGCCUUCCCCAAUUUAAAAUCACUAGAAUUGAUCCUCAUGGAGGAGUGGGAAGAGUGGGAUUAUGGAAGCAGAGGAGAAGAGGAUAUCAAAAUCAUGCCACGUCUUUCUUCCUUGCUGAUUAGUGGAUGUGAGAAGUUAAAGAUGUUGCCGGAUUCUAUUCUCCAAAGAGGGUUUAUUGAUGAGGGAUGGAAAUAUUUCUUCUCCAUGAGCAAUGACCAUGGACUUUUCCCUGGAGAAGAUCACUAUGCAUGCAUGGUAAAUCUACUUGGCCGAGGUGGGCUCAUUAAAGAAGCAGAGGAGUUAAUAUUGGCAAUGCCAUUUAAACCAGGCAUGUUGGUUUGGCAAACCCUGCUUGGUGCUUGUCAACUUCAUGGGGAUAUUCAAACUGGGAAACGAGCUGCAGAGCGUGCAAUGAAUUUGGAUAAAAAGCACCCUUCAAGUUAUGUGUUGCUAUCAAACAUGUUUGCUGGCUUGAACAAUUGGCAUGGCGUGGGAGAUUUAAGAGAGCUAAUGGAGACCAGUGAUGUAAAGAAAAUUCCAGGAUCCAGUUGGAUUGAGGAUCUGAGAUAGAAAAAGAGUGCUUGAUCCAUCCAGUAUACUGGAGAUUGCCGUCUAGGGAGAGAUUGCAUAGUCCAUUCGGCAUACAUUUGUACCGCUGCCAAACAUGCAAUGAUCUUGUCUGAAGGCCGAGGAAAGGAAACAUGUCAUCCCCAUUGGAGUUAUAGCCUUUGAAGGAAAGGAAUGUAACCGUUGAUAGCAAACAUAAAAGUCCCAAAAAGGUAUACGGAACUGAGAACUCCCAGGCUUGUUUCUUAAGGCCGAAUAUAUAUGGAUUUGGUCUAGUGGAAAAUUCCUCAAGUAGAAGCUGCAUGGGUUUUACCGUCGAGGAGAGCUCGAGAAAUUUUUUUUUU
This is a messenger RNA of Rubroshorea leprosula, 3553 nucleotides long. The record is from the annotation of a GenBank genome assembly. Lineage: Eukaryota; Viridiplantae; Streptophyta; Magnoliopsida; Malvales; Dipterocarpaceae.